Molecule: messenger RNA, 3396 nt
Organism: Salvelinus namaycush (lake trout)
Lineage: Eukaryota; Metazoa; Chordata; Actinopteri; Salmoniformes; Salmonidae
Product: ubiquilin-4-like
Exons: 11
Coding region: 19-1815 (598 amino acids)
Biological process (GO): ubiquitin-dependent protein catabolic process
Cellular component (GO): cytosol
Molecular function (GO): polyubiquitin modification-dependent protein binding
Source: RefSeq, a predicted model, not a curated record
UCCAUCGGAGGAGUAAAGAUGGCGGACAACGGCGGCGCAGAUCCUGUUAAUAACAACAAUGAUACAACUGUUGGUUUGGAGGGAACUAUUAUUAAGGUCACAGUCAAAACCCCAAAAGACAAGGAGGAAAUCGCCAUCUCGGAAGAUGCCUCUGUCACUCAGUUUAAAGAGGAGAUCUCACGGAGGUUCAAAGCCAAGCAGGAUCAGUUGGUUCUGAUCUUUGCAGGGAAGAUACUGAAAGACGGGGACUCUCUCAACCAGCAUGGCAUCAAGGAUGGCCUGACAGUCCAUCUGGUCAUAAAGACAGCACACAAGGCAGGAGAUGGCGCUAGUUCCUCUUCCUCCUUCACCACCCAGGUGGGCAGCAGUAGUGGCAACUCCUCUGGCCCCAGUUCUUCAGCCCACCCUUCUACUGUAGGGUCCACUGGAGGCCCUGCCUCAGCACCCCCACAGACCCCCAACAUACUGACUGGGUUCGGUGGCUUGUCCAGCCUGAGCAGCAUGGGCAUGGGCUCCGCUAACUUCAUGGAGCUGCAGCAGCAGAUGCAGAGCCAGCUGAUGUCUAACCCGGAGAUGCUGUCCCAGAUCAUGGAGAACCCCCUGGUGCAGAACAUGAUGUCCAACCCAGACCUGAUGAGGCAGAUGAUUGUGGCCAACCCCCAGAUGCAGCAGCUGAUGGAGCGCAACCCCGAGAUCUCCCACAUGCUCAACAACCCAGAGCUUAUGAGACAGACCAUGGAGCUGGCCAGGAACCCUGCCAUGAUGCAGGAAAUGAUGCGUAACCAGGACCGGGCGCUUAGCAACCUGGAGAGCAUCCCCGGAGGCUACAAUGCCCUGCGCAGGAUGUACACAGACAUCCAGGAACCUAUGUUCAGCGCAGCACGAGACCAGUUUGGAAACAACCCUUUCUCAGCCCUGGGGGGCAACUCUGACGGGGGGGUGCAGCCGUCGAGGACAGAGAACCGGGAGCCCCUGCCCAACCCCUGGGGUUCAACUAACCCCUCUGAGGGUGGAGGGGGCACUGGCACCACAGGCUCCUCUACCACUGGCAGCACCACCCCCAAUGUGUCCAACCCUCUGGGCGUCAACUCUGCCAGUCUGGGUAACGGCAUGUUCAGCAGUCCGGGCAUGCAGAGUCUGAUGCAGCAGAUCUCGGAGAACCCCCAGCUGAUGCAGAACAUGCUGUCUGCUCCCUACAUGCGCAGUAUCAUGCAGUCUCUGGCCCAGAACCCUGACAUGGCCUCCCAGGUGUUGAUGAAUAACCCUCUGUUGGCUGGAAACCCCCAGCUGCAGGAACAGUUCAGGAGCCAGCUGCCCGUCUUCCUGCAGCAGAUGCAGAACCCAGAGGCUCUUUCUGUGAUGACCAACCCCCGUGCCAUGCAGGCUCUCCUCCAGAUACAACAGGGCCUACAGACACUGCAGACAGAGGCACCGGGACUCAUGCCAAGUUUGGCACCAGGUGGACUGCCAGGAGGUCUCCCUGGAGGUCUACCAGGGGGACUACUGGGCGGAUUACCAGGUGGAAUACCCACAACUCCCCUGUCCACGGGAGGGGGUGUGGCUCCAGAGAACCCUGCCUCUUCGCCGAGUGCUGGGGAAAACCCAGCCCAGCAACUGAUGAUGCAGCAGAUGCUCCAAAUGUUCGCAGGAGGGAAUUCCUCGAGCCAGACCCCGGAGGUGCAGUUCCAGCAGCAGCUGGAGCAGCUGGGUGCUAUGGGCUUCAUUAACAGAGAGGCCAACCUGCAGGCCCUGAUCGCUACCGGAGGAGAUGUCAACGCUGCCAUCGAGAGACUGCUGGGCUCACAGCCCUCAUAAAGACACACUCACUCAGUCACAUCGAUACAGACACAUGCAUACAUACUAUCCACCUCUGCAGCAAGGGGAACUCACACGCAUAUACAUUGUCUACAGAGAACCAAGAGAGAAGAAAUAAACCAUCCAAAAAAGACACAGACGAAACCCGGUCAGGACAUGUACCAUUCUAAACAUCCACCGCAGUCUCCUGUCAGAUCAUUCCCUAACCAUGGCUCCCUUACCCUCUGGUUUUAGCCUCGUCCAUAGAGCUCUGCUCAGCAGGACCAGACUGACCGGAUCAUUUCCUCAACAGAGGGGUGCCCGGUGAAGGGAGGGGGGUGAGCGAGAACGGCACAGAUUUGCCUCCCUCCAAACCCUCUCCAAAACAGAAUUUCUUUACUCUACCAGAAUCACUAAUCCGUCUUCCUCUUUAAUAAAGCUGUGUUUAUUCCAGGGGUAGACCACCCUGGUCCUGGAGAGCUGCAGGCACUUCAUGUUUUUGAUUUAACUGACCUGGCUGACCAGGGGUGUUGAGUUUAGGCAGUCACUGAACUGAUCAAUUAGCUCAGUUGGUCAAGUGUGGUGCCUAGUUGGGGCAAAAUCCUGCAGUACCUGAGACACUCCAGGAACAGGGUUGCCUACCCCUGGUUUAUUCAAUGGGUUGGAGGGUUCGUAGUGCGGCAGAUAGAAAUGCAUUGCAUAAAGCUGUUUAUGAAACUUCAUAACGCAUUCCAGGGAUUUGUUUCCUGUAUUUGUUGCAUUUCUAGCUGCAAUGUGUUUGUAACCUUCCACCCUUUUGACUAAGCCCCUGGUUGCAGGGUAAGGUAUAUGAAGACCGGAGGAAGAGAAUCACAAAACAGAACUUCCUCAAUUUCACACGGAUAUCAGUUAAGCCUGCCCAAAACCCUUUCUAUUUAUUGCUAAAAGAACCCCCACACUUCCCUAAAAUAAUCCAAAUAGUCAUUCCAGAUAGGAAAUCUCUAUCUCCACUCAGCUGUGAGUUGUUCCCUGAAGGUAGGAUUGCUGUGCUUUUUUGUCUUCAACAAAACAUUUAACACCAACCACUCUUAUCAAAUGGAUCGAUUUGAUCAAACCCUGGCUAGUCAAAUCAAAUGAGUCUGCCAUUGGUGGUCUAGAUUGACUUCACACACCGGCGUGUCACAAGUUUGAGAACUGUCAUGAUAAUGGUUAUUAAAAAGACAGAAAGGAGUUCUGAGGAAGAAGACACAGACAAGACAGACAGAUUUCCUUUUCAUUUUAAUCUGAUUCAUUAUGUAUUUUAAUUUGAUGUGUAAGUAGUACAUAUAGAAUCUGUUUUGUCUCAUUAAAAAAUAAAAACAAAUCUUCCUGGAAAAUGUAUGAAUAAAAUAUAAUGAAAAAAAAAGCUUUCCAUUUUUGGUAUGGUGUGGCAAUGAAGUUCUAGCUUUUUGCUUUUUCUGAGAAUCUCAGCAUUGUAGUUGUGGUAACCUUGGCAAUGGCUUUUAUAGCUGUGCUUUGUCUGUUGGCCUCAGCUUAAAUCUAUCACCCAAUUCAACAUGUUGGAACUAACCUUUAACAGUACUGUACUACAAAAUAAAACAAAGUUGGUCAAUAAGAACCCUC